GGAAAAUACAUGUGAAACCAGGGGAGAGGUUAAAUUUAAACAUAAUUCAUUUUAGGAACAACUAACUCGGCCAGUCCAAGAUCAGAUAUUGAAUGAACUCAAUCAACUGACCGAUGUUUGUGAUGCCCUUAAAUCACUCCAUAUUGCUAUUGGAUUUCUGUCGUCUGCUGGGGGAGAUCCCUCAAUGUCUAUCCGUGACUACCUUCAUUCAGGAUUAAAGAUGACGCUUAGAAAUGGCUUAAAAAGUGGGAAGGUAAAUUUAUAUUUGAAGGAAUAUAACUCUUCAAUUCAAUAGCGUAUUUUAGUCAGUUAAUUAGCGUACUUUAGUAGCUGUUCACAAUAAUUGCGGGAACCACUGAGUAUUUUCCUAAAAUACAAUACAACGAUGAUUCCUGAUGAUGACUAAAUAAAGUCGAAACGUUGAAUCAAAAUGCUUACUUUAUUCGGAGUUACCAUUGUAUUGUAGCUGUUUACCUUACUGUAUCUUGAAACCAAAAAGAAGGCAACAUUUUCUUGUUUAAUGUCGUUGUAGUUAACGUCGUUGUAGUUACUCUAAGAUAAAUUUUGAAGAAGCCCAGAUUGCAACGUUAUUUUUUCUAAGAUUGCCUGAAACCAACCGUCUGUGGGAACCAAAAUAACACCGAGGGAGAUACCUUUGUAUAAUUAAGGGUUAUCCUUGCACUAUUCCCCUCCACUUCGGCGAAUAAUUGUUCAUGUUUCUGCUGAUGAGUACACAAAUUUUCCUUUUUUAUAGGCUGAGCAGUUUUGUCAACUGCAACAUAUUGUAUCACUAUGGCUGUUGUUAUCUUUAGAAAGGGCAAGAGUAUUGACAAAGCGUAGACAGGUUUGUAAUAUAAGAAUGAUAGGCUACAACUUUAGAAAUUUGGGGGAAAUCUCGUAAUGCAUAUACAGACUCGUGUUGACAUGUAGUAUACGAUAUAAUAAAAUUGAAAAUUACAGGCAUUGUUAAGCCGGUUACAAAGGAGCAACUAUUCCAUGACAAGUUUUUAUAUUGUAUGUGCAACAAAUUUUCCAUAACACGUUUUUGGUUUUCUGAGUACGAGACGUGAGGAAACGUUCUGAUAGCUAUUUUAAUAUAUUAAAUAUUGCCACCAUAGAUGCUGCAACUGCAAGUGCUCAAAUUACUUUGCCAUGCAAGUGAUCAAAUUACUUUGCCUAUACCCACAAAGUUUAUAUCUAGUGCACUUGUUCAAAAGGUAGCAUACUAGCUUUUAAACAAAUUGUAGAUGAUGAGAUAGAUGAAUAGAUAGACAUCGCAACCAAAAUACACAUCGCAGCCAAAGGCAAAGAGCUGCCAAAUUACAAAUUCACAUCACAGUCAAAUUACAAAUCGAAAUUAGAUAUGUACAAUUAAGCAAUUACCAAUAGGAAAAGCGAAUAAUAUUGUUAAAAUAGUACGGACUAUUUUCAAUUUAAAUUAAAUAGUGUAGCGGACGAAGGAGUAAAAGUAUUAAAAGCUGUUAGUGUUUUAGAGUAGCCUACUCAGUAAAAACACGAGACUGUCUUAAACACGCCCGUUUCAGUGAUAAAGGUUGAGCUAACUUGUGAUCAGGUUCAUUCACUAUUUCACUAAAAGGUUUCUUACACAGUUCCUCACGUUUCGUACUCAGUUUAUGAAUGCCACCACAGUUAUGCCACAGAUCAGGGUCUUAGCUAGAGGGCCGUGUUGGCCGUGUUAUCGCGGCCAACAGUGGAAAAACACGGCUAGAUAAAAUGAACGCGGCUUCAAUAUUCAUAUAAGGCCGUGUAGGUUCAUAAAAUAAGGUGGUGCUACUUACAACAGGCAGAAUUUCUUCCUAUUUGCGUCGUAAGAAAGUUUGUAAAAUCUACUGUUGUUGUUGAAAUGGCAAAAGUGAUUCGUGAUGUUUUAAUAUUUUGAUGGAUAAUGGGAAUUGUAUAUGUAUGGUGUUAAAAUGGUUUUAAAUACCCCCAAGAGUUGCUGAAAUAACUUAAUAUUUUAAGGUGGCUCGCUACAGUUUAUAGAAAUGUUGAAAAUGCGUAAACUAGAUCACCUUUUUGAAGAGAUGAUGCUCUUUACAAAUCGAAAUUUGUAUAUUAUAUAUACAGCGACAAUCAAACAGUCGAAAAUUGGUCAGAAAAGUGACGUAACCACUGUUGCUAUGGCAACAAUGACGAUUCAAGAUGGCCGAUAUUUUGGCUUUGAACGUAUUUUACUUUAAAAAAAGGUCGGUUACCCCCAUUUUUUAUUUCAGAAAACAUUUUCUUAUAGUGCAAUGCACUAUCUGACCAAUUUUAAAAAAAUUCUGUAAUGCAAAAAAAAAAUUAUUUCGAAAAACCAUGUUUAUAAAUUUUUUAGAAAUUUGGCAUUACAGAUUUUUUUAAAAAUUGGUCAGAUAGUGUAUUGUACUAUAAGGAAAUGUUUUCUGAAAUAAAAAAUGGGGGUAACCGACCUUUUUUUUAAAGUAAAAUGCGUUCAAAGCCAAAAUAUCUUGAAUCGUCAUUGUUGCCAAUAGCAACAGUGGUGACGUCACUUUUCUGACCAAUUUUCGACUGUUUGAUUGUCGCUGUAUAUAUAAUAUACAAAUUUUGAUUUGUAAAGAGCAUCAUCUCUUCAAAAAGGUGAUCUAGUUUACGCAUUUUCAACAUUUCUAUAAACUGUAGCGAGCCACCUUAAUGUCUGUGCGCAAUAUGAGCGUAUGCUCGCCUUGUAUUUGGUUGCAAAGCACAGAACAACAACAGGCAUUGUCUGUUGUUGGCGAGCAUAACUAGAACCGUGAUUUUGCUAUUCAAGGUAAUCUAAAAUCCUAGCUAAGACCCUGCCACAGAUAGAUAUGGACUGUCGUCGUAAUUUAGGUAGGGGGUAAAUAUAAGAGACAUAACUCGCUUUUGAAUACGUUCGAUGGCUUUGGAGAAAUAAUUGGGCAAACCCUAAUGGUAUGUUUCCGAAUAAAAAAUGGCGUCUUUUGAUAAAGACUAACAAUGAUAUGUCUUACGAGUUCCGAGGUGUUUAUAUGAGCUUGGCUGACCGGUAAACCGUGGUGAUUCGCGAAUGUUGACAUCUCAAUGCUGACAUCAUAAUUUUUCUAAUUGUUUUUGAGCUUUAUGUGAAAUGGCCUUGAGCAGCUUUGAAAGAAGUUAAUAAAAUAUUUCUAUACAACCAUGCAAAGUGAUUUGUAUCAGACUUAUAAAUAUACAAUUAUGCAAUGCAACCUAUAAGCAGCAGACCGGUUCCACAUUGCCAAGAAUAGUCAUAAGAACUCGUCGAAACAGCAAAUUUUUACCUGAUGACCAUGUGAAUAAAUUAGGGCAAACUUCAUUGUGAUUAAACAGCAAGAAGUCAUUCAGAAAAAUAAAAUUUAUUUUAACACAGCGGUUUAUUCCUUUUUAGGAUCCAUUUGAUGACGUAUCGGAGAAGGUGAAGUCUUCACUUGACAAGAAACAGAAAUUUGGUUUAAACAGCGGAUUACAAAAGCUAAAUGUGGAUCAUUUUGUUGGUGUGUUGCUGGAAUUCAUUUUGCUUUACUUGAAACAUGUUCCUGAUGAUCAGUUACACUUUCCGUAAGUUUACACAGAAGUUGUUUUAUUUAUAAAUAAGCUUUAUAAUACGUACUGUGCGCGAAACUGCGCAAAGAUUUUGUUGAAACUCCGUUUAGCGUCAUUUCAGGAUUUUUUGCCUUUAGUUCAUAAAUACAGGUAUGAUAAAGUAUUACGAAAACCAGAUACAUUCUCUUGCGCAAAAAAGGUGGCAUGUUUUCAUGUCAAAACAUUUAGCAAUGAUAAAUCCCUGCAACUAAACUAUUUCAUUGUUAAUAAUAUACAUGAACAAAAUUCUCAAUUCUGAUUAGCUAAGAGCAGUGCAAUGUUUUCGAAAUACAGUGCCAGAAAAAGAAAUACUGUACAGUGCAUGCAAAUUCCUUUGACUGUUUAGCCUAUCUGAUUGGCUUAAAUUAUGAAACAAUAACAAAGAUAGCCAAUAAGAUAUACAUUCAACAGUUUCCAGCAGCAGAAAUAAUAAAAAAAAACAUUUUGGAGUUUUGGGAAAUGACAAGAAUGGCUGGCGUUUUUAGUAGAUUUUCUUUGGCAACAGAAAGUGUAAUACUGGGGCUCAAAAACAAUUCAAAAAUGAAAAUACUACAAAAAGCGCCCUUUUCUGGUUGAGUGUCUGGAAGAAAUGGUGCGUUGAAAAGAAAAUUACCAGUCAAAUCGAAAAUAUUUCGCCAGAGGAGUGAAAUAUUUUCCUUGUGCGCUUUUAUGCCGAAGGGAAAAAUAAACACGGCGAAGAUUACGAACCAGACAGCUUGAAAGUCAUGAUAACGGGACCAGAUAGACACUUGAAGGACAAGGGUUAUAAACGUGUAAUUAUACGAGACACAGAAUUUUCCUCUUCCAAGCAAGUACUUGAAGGGAAGGCAAAACAACUCCGCCAGUCAGGACAUGGCAUGGGCCCAAACAAAUCAAGACAACUCUCAGUGAGGGAAGAGGAAAUUCCCUGGCAAAUGGGUAAUUCGAUCGGUCGCCAAAGCCCAUAAGCAUUAGUUAAAACUAUGUGGUAGCGCCAGACUUACUCAGCAUUUCGGUCUUCGGAAAAGACAAUUGCAAGAACAUCACGGAAUGAGGUUGGAGGACUUCCGUAUUGUUAAAGGAGACGGCGGUCUUGAGUCGAGUACAACGAAGGGCCAACUAAGACCAGACAAGCUGGGUUAAAUGCUAAACCCAGAUAUUUCCCGCCAAAGAUGUUCCGGACGAGAGGUGAAAGAUGUCCAUGCAGUAGCAUUCUUUUCAGAAUAUAUAAGCCGACGACCUUCCAAGUUUCAACAAUGUGGUCCAUUUUAUGUCUCGGUGAAUUAAAAAUCAACAGGCGACACGACGAUGAAACAUGGUACAAAGUCCAACCCAUGGGAGUCGAUAAGAUAAACUCCAUGAUGAAAGAUAUAUCAUCGCUGGAACAACUCUUGAUCGAGGCAAGCGAGGAGACGUUUUCCAAUCACAAUGCCAGCAAAAGAUUGGUAGACAUAAUGAAAAAAGCCAUUCUAGAGCGGUCGGGCCUUGCCAAAGUUAGCGGACGCCGAAACAUGCAGUCCUUGAACGAAGCAGACGAAAACGAACAGCGAAGUCUUUCGAGGGUUAACUCGAGAACAAACAACCAAGAAAAACAAAAAUCUGCCAAUUCAUCUGUCUUGAGUGCAAUGAUUUCUCAGAUGUUAACUUCUCAAGCGCAGAAUCUCGUAAAUUCCUUCUCAUAUUGCAAUGUCACAUUCAACAUCAACAGCAACACUUCGCCCGUAAUCACCACUAAAAUGGCGAUGUCAUGUUUUGGACAGUCAUUCGGACAGUGAUUAACUUGUUGACAGUUUAGUCCACUUUCAACAAGCUCGAAUAACUUUUUACUAGAAAUACAUGCAUGCAACAAGCCCUCGCCUAUAUUCUCCAAACAUUGUUUCAACAUGAAGUAUUCGUAAUUACGCCAACACUGAACGCAGGCUCGCGUUGCACGUCAUGUUAGUCAUGGCAACACGAUUAUUGUUUUUUAAAUUUUUUGUAUAAACGUGCAAAAAAUAGAUGAAACUUGAACACUUUUAAAUACAGAACAAUCAAUUUCUAAAAUAUAUAAAGUACGUAUAUUAUUUUGGUUUCUAUGGGCUUUAUUUUAUUGUAUAAUUCGAAACCAAAUUCUACGUAUUAAAAACGUUUUUUAAUGGAAUUGAAAUUAUAACGGCUUUUUGCCGAUAUUAAUCUCUUCAACUUAUUAUUCGCACUUUGAAAUGAAAUAAAUUUAAUUCGUACAGCACGCUAAUGAAAUAAUUUGCUUUCCUUUUUAUCAUGAACUUCUACAAAAUUUAAUUUAACUAAGGAACUUUCGCAUACAAUGAAUAGGAAAGACUUGAACAACAAGUCUAUAUUAUAUUUAUGAAUAUUCAAAGUCGUACAUAAACAAUUGAAACAAACUUGCCCUAUAGGCUAUACUUUAAGAUUUGUCAUACUAAAUUAAUACUUAUAAAUGUUUACGUUUAAAAAUUGAAAAAAAGUUUUACAAUUUGUUAUGUGAAACGAUUUUCCAAGCUUUCUUACAUGUAUUUUUUAUAUUUUCUCCUUCUUCAGUCCUGGCAAACAGCCAUAUUUUGAGUUCAGUGUGAUGACCACCCAUACACCCAUGAACCGCGACCGCGAUAUUUGAUGAACUUUAGACUUCGCUAGUGCUUUCUUUUCCCCGGGUGUAAAUAGCCUGGCGGAAUUAGUACCCUCGCCCCGGGCUUACCCCCGGAACGGCGCUCUGGCUCGAGGAUAAUACGUUUUGGAUUCUGACAGUUAUAACGUACACAGUGACAAUUGUAUAUUUGUUUUUAUAUAUUAUUCUGUUUUUGUGUAAAUUCAAAUAAAUGAAUAAAUUAAUUCCAUGUGACUUACGCACGUGAGUGCAUAAUUUUUUAAUUUAUUAUAUUCAUUUUGAAAUCAUUGGUGUUUCGUGCAAUCUGAUUGGUUAACAGGAGUGCGAUUCGUGCUGAAAUCGCACCUUCUUUCAACCAAUCGCAUUCGAGUACUGUAACCAAUCCUAUUUAAUCAUAUAAUUCAAACAGCCAAUCAAUUUUAAGAAAAGUGUGAUAUGGCAAAUGAGCAUAAACAAAAAUUUACAUAUGUCAUGAUUAGCCGUGAGUGCCUAAGCACUUUUUUGCACAUAAAAACAAAAAAAUAUGGGUAGCUACGGUAAACUAUCAAAGAAUUGCAAAGAAUUUUAAUUUUUUUGAAUUUUCACAAAUAGUAACAGGCAAAAAUGCGAACAAAAGCAAAUUUAAAGCGUCUGGGAAAACAAAGGUAAAUUCCCUUAUCGUAUUUCCAAUUUUAAAAGCACAAAACUGCACCAAAACUCUUUCAAAUCACUCGUAAAACCUACAAUAUGUUUAAACUUACUUGUGUUGUCUCUUAUUCUUUAUAAAUGUCUUCGUUUCUUUAUGAGAAAUUUAAGAAAACUAAGUUGAUCGUGUUCGCUUAUUGUUGCUAUGCUAUAGCACUCAGGGAGGUACCGGAGGUGUGUCUUUUGCAAACAAAAACGUUUCCGGUUUACAAAAAUACUUGAGAUUACAAAAAUACUUCGUUUUGAACGAAUAUAAUAAAGUGGAAAUUGAACUUCGUGCAUGUCGUGCAAUUUUGGACUGAUAUCAAACUUGUGAUUACAAAUCGACCUCCCACUUCGCGGUCGUGCGAUUUUGUAAUCACGCGUUUGAUUUCAGUCCAAAUUGCACUCCACUCAGUUCAAUAACCAUUAUGUAUAUUAUUAAAAAGUAACAGUAUUGUUUCUCGUGCAAUUUGGAAAAACAUGUACUCGUGAGUUUUUCAAAGACUUCAGAUUGCACUCGUCCUUCGGAGUCUUUGAAAAACUCACUCGUCCAUGUUGCGCUCGAAACCAUACUAUUACCUAUACAAACAGUGAAAUACAGUGAAUAGUGAAAUAUCCAUUUUGAUGUUCCGCAACGACCAUCCCAAUAUACACAAUGAUUAAAUAAAAGUGGCGAUAUGUACAUGUACGCGAAUGACACUACUCUAUGUAACGAGUUUGCCAACUCUUCGCCCAUUGUGGUAAAACAAAAUGAUUAUUUCAAAAUUUAGAAAUUUUUACGAUAUUUCUGGCAAAGGAACGAACAUACAUGCAUGCACUGAGACUCUCGCCUUGCUGACAAAACCAUUGUAUUUUCCGAACAUGAAGUACUUAAAGUAGUUGUCAUGGUAACACGAUAAUUUUAUUAAGAAUAUUUUUACAAUUGAAAAAUCCCCUAAAAAUAUCACUUUUAAUUUUUAAAUUAAAUGAUCAAUUUCCCAAACAUAUAUAUGUUAAGUAUGUUAUUAUACGUAGUAUAAGCUUCAAUUGAAUGUAAAAUUCAACCACAAACGCUUCGCAAAACGUUUUAAAAUGCUCUUUAUAUUAAAAACUUAACUGCCUUUAUCGAUAAACUUUGAGUUUGAAAUAAAAUUAUUUCAAAUUCUUGCAUGCAAAUAACUUUGCUUUCUUAGUAGUUUUUUUUUAUUUAAAAAAAUUUAAUAUAAUAAAAAAGGGGUAAUCAAUAAAGAUACACUGAAAUUAUAUGCUGCCUUUUUUCAUUUAAAAAUCUACGCAACGAUCAGAUUUUAAAAUAAUUAGCUAAUAUAAAGCAAACAAUAGUUACAUCAAUAUUUAAAUCUUACCUUCGUUAACAUCGGCGCCUUUGCUCCCUUCUAUAGCAAUUCCAUUUGCCUUUUUUUCUCAAAAAGCUUUUGAAAUUUACAAAAUCUUGCAAAAAUGAAAUAUAUUUGCAAGAAAUCAUCAAAUCUAUUUAGCUGUCGUCAUGCAGUCGUUAUAAUGCAAAUUUUGAAUUGGACCAAUCAGUGUUCGCUUUUCAUGACAGUCCGCUAUAUUUUGAGAUCAGUGAGGAUGGCCACCCACGGUUGGUCACCUACGCUCGCGAUCAUUGAUGAACUUUAGACUUCGCUAAUGCUUUCCUUUCCCCGGGGCUAAAUAGCCGGGCGGAAUGACGGAAUGGACUUUACAAAAUGAAAUGGGGGUACUGUCUCGCAAUACCAAGGUGUAAAAGUUCUGAUGCAUGCUUUGACAAAAUGUCGUACCAAUAUACGAAAAUAUAAAUGCACAAAUGUUUAUCAGAGUUAGACAGGACUACAUCAACUUUUUCUUAUUUUGUAUAUGUAGAUAAAUUAUUCAUUUAGACUCUCAAUGUGUUAAUUCGUGGUCUGUUAAGACAGGGUGUCACGAGUCUGCUCAAUAACCUAGGUGAAUUGUCCACACCCCAUUAACAUAUAAUAUGUUUCAUUACUUUAGUUUAUCGGAGUACAUCAAUGCCAAACUAGAGGAAAAGGAUUGUGAUGUCAUUGAUGGUCUAGAGGAUUAUAUACCGGAGGAUAUCAAAGUGGAACAUGCCGUGGAAGCUUGGAAAGUUGCCUGCCAGAAAAGCGAAGAUUACCACUCAAGGAUGCAGGAGUAAUUUGUGGAGAAUUUUUGUCCAUUUAUGAUUUUUAUAUGACUUAUAAUUUACAUCAGAUUAAUUAAUCAUCGACUCAGCGAGAAAGAUUAUUUAACGUAUAAUUUCAAAACCUUACACAUAUCUUACAUAAAUUAGACCAAUAGUACAAUUGGUAUCACAUUCUUUUUUCAUUCAAUAUAUUUUGCAUGCAUUUAUUUUGGGAAAAUAAAUUUUUGAUCGCUUUAACAGUUCUUUCGGGUUUCGCAUAGUCCGUAAGUCAUUAACACCAUUGGAAAUACCAAAUGAGUGUAAAAUUGGUAUGAUUACGAUAUAUUUGAACCGUAUAUAUGGUCUUUAUCAGAGGCAGAUCAGGUUUGGAAAUAAAUUAAGAAUGUCCGACUCAUUGGUUUUUAACCAUCUAUCAAAUUAGUGCAGAAUAGUUGCCAUUAAACCAACUAAUGGUUUUGCCACAAUUGAUUAUGCGAAAUGCAAGGUGCGUCUUAAGUAAUAUGAAAUGACCGAGAAUGACUAAGUGUAUUGCGUUCGACGGGAAAGGAAACGCGCUACAGAGUACACUUUGCAAUACUGACUUUUUAAAUUGCCGUUUGCAGUAACGGAAGGAAAUUGUGUUAGUUAAAUUUCAUGUUGUUUUCAUACUUACACAAAGCCCCACAAACAAGACGCCUGCUCAGGCGUUCACACUGACCUGAAAAUGACGACAGAGUGCAACACAAAAAUGAACACAAGUACACAAUGGGUGUUUAUGGGUGUACAACGUCUAUUUAUAGUUGUUUAUUAAAACGUCAAACCAUUAACUAAACUGUCAUACAUUUAACUUGUCCUUGUUUAUAUUUCACUAUAUUGUAUAAAUUCGCUGGGCCCAAAUUGGGGGGUUUUCGAGUCGUUACACAAAGAAAAACACA
Messenger RNA from Paramuricea clavata, 9850 nucleotides. The record is from the annotation of a GenBank genome assembly. Lineage: Eukaryota; Metazoa; Cnidaria; Anthozoa; Malacalcyonacea; Plexauridae.